Messenger RNA from Alligator mississippiensis (American alligator), 7403 nucleotides. RefSeq names its product PH domain and leucine rich repeat protein phosphatase 2 (gene PHLPP2). The record is from RefSeq and is a predicted model, not a curated record. Bases 5 to 3976 code for a protein of 1323 amino acids. The transcript is spliced from 19 exons. Lineage: Eukaryota; Metazoa; Chordata; Crocodylia; Alligatoridae. Gene Ontology annotation, molecular function: protein binding.
GCCCAUGGAGGCGGCGGAGCCGGACGAGGACGAGGCGGGCGGCCGGGCCGGGCCCCGCGCGGGCCCGCGCCUGCUCAAGAGGCCGGCGCGGCGCCGCGGGAGCCGGAGCCGGAGCUGGCGGUUCGGGUCGCGGGAGCGGAGCUGGCUGCGGGAGGACGCGGCGCGCGGCUGCGUGAGCAUCCAGGGCGCGGAGCCCGCGGCCGCCCCGCGCCUCGUGCUGUGCAGCGCGCACACGGCCGCCGCCGAGCUCUGCCCGCCGGGACAGCGCCUCUACCUGCAGCUGCACGGAGACCUGCUCAGACGGCUGGAGCCCACAGAGAAGCCCCUGCAGAUCGUGUAUGAGUACCUGGCCAGCCUCGGGUUCGAAGAUCCCUUGAGGAUACAGGAGGAGGCAGCAAACGCAGACCUCAGCUGUAUGAUCCGUUUUUACAAUGAAAAGCCAUGUCAGGUGGAGCAGCUGGACCGGAUCCUGCUCUCGGGCAUCUACAGUGUGCGCAAGGGAAGGACCCAGCUGCACAAGUGGGCAGAGCGCCUGGUCAUCCUCUGUGGCACCUGCCUCAUCGUGUCCUCCGUGAAAGACAGCCACACGGGGAAGAUGCACGUUCUGCCGCUUGUGGGAGGGAAGGUGGAGGAGGUGAAGCGCCGGCAGCACUCGCUUGCCUUCAGCUCCAUGGGGGCACAAGCGCAAACAUUCCACGUUUGCUUCAACACGCCAGCGGAGUGCCAGCGCUGGCUCCGGCAGGCUUCUGCGGUUGUGUCUCAGCGCCUGAGCACUGUGGACCUCUCAUGUUACAGCCUGGAGGAGGUCCCUGAGCAUCUCUUCUACAGCCAAGACAUCACCUACCUCAACUUGCGACACAACUUCAUGCGCCCAAGCGGCUCGGGGGGGCUGGACUCACUCUGCAGGUUUUCUCAACUGAGGGGCCUGAACCUGUCUCAGAACCGGCUGAGGGAGUUUCCCACAUCGCUGUGCGAGAUCCCCACGCUGAUGGAGCUCAACCUGUCCUGCAAUGGGCUCCAUGACCUGCCCAGCCAGGUCAGCAAGCUGCUGAAUCUUCAGACCUUUGUUCUCGAUGGGAAUUGCCUCAUGACCCUGCCAGAUGAGCUUGGAUGCCUGCAGCAGCUCAGCACCCUGGGGCUCUCCUUCAAUGACUUCCACGAUAUGCCAGCCGUCUGUGAGAAACUCCUCGCCUUGGACAAGCUGGCCAUGGCGGGGAACCAGCUGGAGACCCUAGACUUGGGUGCACUGAACAGAAUGAGCCACAUCAAACAUGUGGAUCUGAGACUGAACCAGCUGAAGGGGGCAUCUGCUGACAGCCUGGAGGGGAACAAGUCUGUGACCCACUUGGAUGUGCGGGACAACCAGCUGGCAGAGCUGGACCUGAGCACCCUGGGCAGCUUGGAGCAGCUGCACUGCGAGCGGAACCGUCUUCAGGAGCUGACGCUGAGCGGCUUCUCCCUGCGGGCCCUCUACGCCAGCCACAACCGUCUGACCACAGUCAGUGUUUACCCGGUGCCAGGCCAGCUGACCUGCCUCGAGCUCUCCCGGAACCAGUUGCAGUGUGUCCCUGACUGGUCCUGUGAAGCAAAGAAACUGGAGGUGUUGGACCUGAGCUUCAAUCUCCUCACAGAGCUGCCGUCGAGGCUCCUGAGCAGCCUGAGCCUGAGGAAGCUGAUGGCUGGGCACAACCAGCUGCAGAGCCUGCCACCGCUGCUGGAACAUGUUCCCCUGGAGGUGCUGGACCUCCAGCACAACCUGCUGGCCAGGCUCCCUGACAGGCUCUUCUCCAAGGCACUGAAUCUCAGGUACCUGAACGUGUCGGCCAACAGCCUGGAGUCCCUGCCCUCGGCCAGCAUGGGCGAGGAGAGCCUGAGCCUGCUGCAGCUGCUGUACCUGUCUAACAACUGCCUCACAGAUCAGUGCAUCCCUGUCCUGGUGGGGCAUCCGAACCUGCGGAUCCUGCAUCUGGCCUACAACCAACUGCACACCUUCCCUGCCAGCAAACUGAGCAAGCUGGAGCAGCUGGAAGAGCUGAACCUGAGUGGCAACAAACUAAAGACGAUUCCUACAACGAUUGCAAACUGCAAGCGUCUGCACACACUCCUCGCCCACUCAAACGAGAUCAGCAUUUUCCCAGAGAUCCUGCAGCUGCCCCUCAUUCAGUUUGUGGACUUGAGCUGUAAUGAGCUGACAGAGAUCCUGAUCCCAGAGGCGCUGCCAGCUGCCUUGCAGGAGCUGGACCUGACUGGGAACACAAACCUGGUGCUGGAGCACAAGACCUUGGACAUCUUCAGCCACAUCGCCACCCUGAAGAUCGACACCAAGCCCGGGCUCACAGCUGAUGCUGGGCUCACCUCCCCCUUCUGGAGCCACGGGCUGGCUGAGAUGGCCGGGCAACGGAACAAGCUGUGUGUGGCGUCCCUAGCACUGGGGAGCUUUGCCGAAGGCACGGAGGCCGUAUAUGGCAUGUUCGACGGCGACCGCAAUGAGGAGCUACCGCGCCUGCUGCAGUGCACCAUGGCAGACGUGCUGCUGGAGGAGCUGCAGCAGUCCAACACGGACACGGUCUUCAUGACCAGCACCUUCCUGGUCUCCCACAGGAAGCUGGGGAUGGCCGGCCAGAAGCUGGGCUCCUCCGCCGUCUUGUGCUAUAUCCGGCACGACACCGCCGAACCAGGCAGCAGCUUCACACUAACAGUGGCCAACGUGGGGACGUGCCAGGCCGUCCUGUGCCGUGGUGGAAAGCCACUACUACUCUCCAAAGUCUUCAGCCUGGAGCAGUGCCCCGAGGAGACCCGGAGGGUGCAGGAGCAGAAAGCCAUCAUCACCGAGGACAACAAGGUGAAUGGCGUGACCUGCUGCACCCGCCUGCUGGGCUGCACCUACCUGCACCCCUGGAUCCUGCCCCGGCCUCACGUGUUCUCUGUGCCACUGAGCGUGCAGGACGAGCUGCUGCUGCUGGGGAACAGGGCGCUCUGGGAGCAUCUCUCCCCCGCAGAGGCCGUGGGCGCUGUGCGCCACCUGCAUGACCCACUGGCUGCUGCCAAGAAGCUCUGCACUUUAGCCCAAAGCUACGGCUGCCAGGACAACGUGGGCGCAGUCGUGGUGUGCUUGAACAUCGGUGAGGACAACUGCACCUGUGAGGGGCAGGGUCUUGCUCUGCCAGGCCCGGGCGGCUUCCUGCCCCCAGCCAAGCCAGCCACACCUUCCUCCAGCAGUGGCAUCGCCUCCGAGUUCAGCAGCGAGCUGUCAGCCUCUGAGGUCAGCAGUGAGGUGGGCUCCACAGCCUCCGACGAGCACAGCACAGCUGGCCUGGACGCCAGCCUCCUGCCUCGGCCCGAACGGCGCUGCAGCCUGCACCCUCUGCCUCCGCCCCCACCCAGCAUUUUCCAGCGCCAGCCAUCCUGUGCCACCUUCUCCAGCAACCAGUCCGACAACGGGCUAGACAGUGAUGAUGAGCAGCCGGUGGAGGGCGUCAUGACCAACGGCAGUCGCCUGGAGGUGGAGGUGGACAUCCACUGCUGCCGGGGCCAUGGCCCAGAGCCUGCCCUGCCACAGGCUGAGGACGGGGGCCCCGAGGAUGAUGCCAGCAGCCUCGUUCUCCAUAUCUGGAGGCAAAACAGUGCUGGCAGCAGCCUCCUGCCUGCCGUGGCCCGGGAGAGGGGGGGCGAGCUGCAGCAGUCACCCUCCACGGGCUGCCUCUAUGGGAAGAAGCUGUCCAAUGGCUCCAUCGUGCCCCUGGAGGAGAGCCUCAACCUCAUUGAGGUUGCUAUGGAGGCGCCCAAGAAGAAGACGGGCUAUUUUGCUGCCCCCACCCAAUCGGAGCCUGAGGACCAGCUGGCGGUGCCACCGCAUCUGGAAGAGGAGGUGAAGGAGCAGAUGAAGCAGCACCGGGAGAGCGGGGCAGAGCCGGCAGCCAGGGAGAAGGCUGUGACCGCCCCAGCACCCCCAGAGGAGUUCGACACGGCUCUGUGACCCUGCAGGGUGGCUCACAUCUGUCCCAGCAGCACUGGAGCCAGGGUCUGUAGGGAGAGUCCGUACUCUCCGGGCAUCAGCUCCCUCCCUGCUGGAGCCAACAGCAGGCCUGGAGCUGUGCUCCCCGGGCUACCCGCUCCAAUGGUGGAGUCCCAGCCACUGCAAGAGCCCUUGGUCCUCAGCCAGCUGGUGUGGGCAAGGCUGGUGGCUCUGUGCACUGGUGCCCCUUCUGUUAGUCUUGUCCCUCUCAGGCUCGUCAGCUCUCCCAGGUGACGGGCAGGCAAGUGAGGUGAGGGGGCCACAGCGGUGCUUGCGGAGCCCCGCAAAGCGCACCUGCCCCAGCUGGCAGGAGGGGUCUGUCCCAGCGGAGCUCGGCAAGGCCUGGCUGGGGGCUGACUCCCACACACAUUGCAAGCACUUUCACGGACUGCACUCGAGCCAGCCUGCUCCCACCUGCCCAGCACUUUACUCCUAGGGCAGGGGAGGGGCGCCGCAUUAUGCGGGAUAGCCAGCGGGUAUUGUUCGGCACUGCGGGACAGGGCCUCCGUGCCCCUGGCAGGCACAGCCAUGGGCACUAGGGCGCCUUGAUAGGGGGCCAGCCAGGGCAGGGAGGGAACGGGGGAGCUCCUUCCCCUUGGGAUGGGUGUGGGUGGGGAAAUGGUGCAGCUCUUGGGCCCAGGAGAGGUUGGGGAGGGGUCUGGCUAUCUCCAGGAGAGGCACAGCUGUGGGCAGCACACGGGGCUGGGGGUAUGAGGACGGGGCACUGAGCACUCCAGCAGGAGAGGAACCCCUUGUGGGCCCAGAGCCUGCGCUUUCCCACGUGGGGGCCUUGACCAGGAGGCACCAAGGCUGAGGGCAUCGCCUCCAUCCCUGGCAGCAGUGAGGUCAGGGCUGCCCAUGGCCUGGAGGGAGCUGCAAGAUGCAAGCGUCUGCUGACUCCAGCUCCAGGUCCAGCACAUGUCCAUGCUGGGAAAUCUCUAGCGGCAAAUGCAGGUGGCUCUGGGUCAGGGGAUGCUGACCUGCUGCAUGGCAUCUCCUAGCGCUGCUCCUGCAGCCGAACCAGAAACAGCUGCCAGGCUGCACCCCAGGUGGAUCUGCCCCUGCCUCAGCACCUGCGGUCAGUGCUCUAGGCUGGGGGAGCUCUGAGGGGCAAGACAGCCUGGGAGCCUCAUCACACCCCUCCUGGGCAGUAGGGCCCCCAGAAUUUAUGUUUCGGAGAAAGUCUGAGAGACUUUUCCAAAGCAUUUCUAGAGGUUUGGGGUGAGGUUUCCAUGUCAAACCCAGGUCCAGGCUGAGCUGGGAUACUCUAGGGAGCAUGAGCAUGGUUUGUCUGUCAGAGCAGGGUGGUGGAGGAGGAGGUUGUUCACAGUAAAAAUUGCUCUAGCCCAGUCUUCCCUGGGAAACACGGUCCUUCUGCUGUGCAUGUGGGCAGGUGCGAAGGGUCCAGCCAGGACUUUGCUGUGUGGUUGCUGCCACGUGUUAGCAAAUGUUGUGGAAAACAAGAGGAAAGAAAUGUUCCCAGCAUGGAUUCGGCUCUGAGCUUCAUGGUUUCUUGUAACAUUUCAUUUAACCUUGGAAAUUGGAAGGAAAACUUGCUAUUUGGAUUCAGAGAAUGAGAGGAGUGCCUGAAUGGGGCAGGGGGAGACACCAUGGGAAGGGCAGAGAGUUCCUGUCUCAUUUAUCUAGGAGUCCUCAGCAAAAAUGGGGAAGAUCAAAAAGUAUUCAUCAUAAAACUCCAGGCCCUUUCCAGCCCCUCCUGACAGUAGCAGAGGUGGCUGUGCCUGCUGUAGGGGCUGCGGUGGGUCCUUGCCUCCCCUGAGCAGUCAGCAGUCACCAGGCCCUAGCAUAGGGCAACUUGGCCUACACAGUCCUGGAUUUAGGUGCUGGUGGGACGAGCUGCCUCUCUUCCCACGUAAGAAUGGAGCAGGCUCUGGGCACUUGCGCAUGCGGGAUGCCUGGGGUCUAUGCUGGGUCUUGGUCUGGGGUGAAAGAUCCUGCAUGUGCCUGACCACAAAUUAGUCUGAGCCAGGAACGCCGCAGGGAGCAGAGGCAGCGCCCGAGCAGCUCCGCUCAGGAGCAGGCAGACCCAGGGCAGCAGCUCCCAGUGGUGGGCUGGCGCUCGGGGCCAGGCCCGCGGUGCAGUGAUUCCCACCUGGGGCUGUCCCUGCUGUCCUGGUCCAGUGCAGUGGUGGCUGCCAGACACCCCCAGCCAGGGCAGCAGCCCCAGGUUCACCCAAUGGAGCAGUGGCAACGCAGGCAGCUGCCCUGGUCCGGAGCCGGCGAGCUGCACCUCUGCCCCCCCCCCCGCCCUUUCCUGGUACCCUGCUACAAACAGCCCGGUUCUGCGCGGCAUUGCCUGGGCCGCUGCUGUCCUGCCCUGCAGGGCAGCAGGUUCUUGGUCUUGCCCCCUGGCUGCUUCCUUUCAGCUCCCUAGCCCUGGGCCGGGCCAGCUGUGAGGAAGUCGUCUCCUUCCCCCACCCACGUGGACUGGCUUUGGGCCACUGCAUGGGCUGUGCACUGAGGUGAGAGGAGACGGCAUGGGCACUGCCUCCCCUGCUGCCAGCGAGCUGGUCAGGGCCAAGGCUGGCCGUGCUGGAAGGAGCAGGCCUUCCCUGGGAAAAGACGCCCAUGCGGCCGUGGGCUGCUGGUGCCGAUCAGCCCCCUUGGGACAUGCACUUCCACGGCGGUGGGUCCCGUGAAGGCGCUGCCUUCCCUGUUGCCCUGCGCCACCCUGCAGGGCUCAGCAGAAGGCACCGGCAAGAGCGAGCCAGCAGUAUUGGGGGGCAGCCCCUGGUGCCCCCUGACACUCCUGAGCCGGGAGGGGGCAUCCUCCUUCCUGGAAGUGGGGAGCUCCAGGAACCCCCUGCCUGGGAAGCAGCUGCCGCAGGCCUCUGCGCGGCCCCGGCGAGGCGGGGUGGGGGGGAGCUCUGCUUGUCCUGGACACGUCGGCUUCUGCGUCACUUGCCAAAGGGCCGCCGGGGGCAGCGGCUCACGCCGUGGGCUCUGCGCAGGCCUUCGUGGCCCUGUCGCAGGCUGAAGCCUCAUCCUGUGUUUUUGAUAUUUUUUAAAUGUGUUCCCUUUUCUACCGUGUCACGUGAGCCAGAGCAUGGUAAAGACCCACUGCAGCAGCUCGUGUUCGUGCAAUAGCCUCUCCCCCGCCGUCAACGUGGGAGACGAUGUUCCCACGCUCGCUCUCGCAUGCUGCUGUCCCGAUGCCCUGUCCGUCGCGUGAAGCUGCCCGUCGUGAUGAACGCACCUUCGCCCCAGCUGGUGCCUGCUGCUGUGCAGAGGCAGACGCCCUGGCUGCUAGGGUCAAACACUACUGCGUUGCCCCUUUACUAAGAUGUACAGAACCGUUCAGGCAGGAAGAAUAUUUUUGAUCAACUUUUCAGCUGACUUAGCAAUAAAGAUUUUUACUUUCAUCUAA